AUGAGGUCUUCUACAAUGUAUAACUUAUUCAUCUUUGCCAUCUUAACUUACCCAAUUGCUUCAACAGCCUUUUCAUGUGCUUUUACUCCAAAAUGGAAUAUUUCCGUUAUUAGUGCUGUCCCUGAUGAUCUCGUUUUUCAUAUCAAAUCAGGAGAUGAUGAUCUUGGGAAUCAUACCAUUCCAUUCGUUGGAAUUUACAGUUGGGGUUUUUGUGAAAAGGUUGGCGGUGGCACUCUUUUUUACGCUUACUUCUGGUGGGGUUCAAAAUUUCAGAGCAUAGAUUUGUUUGACGGAGCUAUUAAAAAAAUCUGCUUUUUAGGUGGGAGUACUCAACAUUGUUAUUGGUUCGUAACACCUGAUGGAUUUUAUGUAAAUCCAUACCCAAGUGGAGGUGGGACGUUCAUUAAAGGUUGGGGUUAA
Lactuca sativa (garden lettuce) is the source of this 420-nucleotide messenger RNA. RefSeq names its product S-protein homolog 5-like. Lineage: Eukaryota; Viridiplantae; Streptophyta; Magnoliopsida; Asterales; Asteraceae. The record is from RefSeq and is a predicted model, not a curated record.